Molecule: messenger RNA, 17732 nt
Organism: Lymnaea stagnalis (great pond snail)
Lineage: Eukaryota; Metazoa; Mollusca; Gastropoda; Lymnaeidae
Source: the annotation of a GenBank genome assembly
GUGAGGAAUUUCGGAAUAAGCUUGCCCAGGUCCGGGUACACCAAGGAACAGGAAACAGGGGGGGCCACAACUGGGUGUAGUCAUGGUGGCUCAUCGUUGAACGGGAUUCCAGUGUAGGGGUUUUCUGCUGUGCGGUGCUGUCAUGACUUGGUGCUGUCAUUGAAAUGAUGGUGUGAUUCUUUUGGUUUUACUGACCGGGAUUAUGGAUUUACGAACCACAGGUACUUCCGGUAGAGUCCUUUAGCACUUGUCAGUAUAUUAACUUUGUUUUAAAAAAAAAAAUUUAAAAAAUAAAAAAGACGGAAGGGGUGGGGGGGAUACAAGUACCCGUAACUAAAUAAAGAAGUGUCAAUGUAAUAAAAUUAUUUUUAUUUCCGUAUUAGUGUAUAUGGUCAAGUGGACCUUAAGCAAAAUCCAUGCAAAGAAGAAAAAAAGCAUUGAAAACAACAACCACAUUGUAUUAUGAUGUCCAAAUGUUUAAGAACCAUGUACAUACAUAAAUUAUCAGGAGUAACACUUGAUUUUUAAAAAUGUUCUUCUUGAAAUAAUUUUUUUUUGAAUUGAUAAUAAUUAUAAACAUUCAUCCACAACGGAGUUAUCAUUUUGUAAUAUUGGAAUAAACAUUAACUUUUGAAGAAUUUAAAGAAUAUUUUUUUUCAUUGCAGAUGGCAAUACUGUAAAACAUUUUUCAAUAAAAUUUGUAAAUAAUUGACACAUUUUAUAAUCAAUGAAACAUAAUUAGGCCUACUUCUAUAAAGAUCAAAUAAGUUUUGAAAGCUGUUUUCAGUUCGUCAUAAUAACUGGAAACAUAUUUUCACAUGCAAGUCUUUACGAUCAUGACAAAAAACAACAACAGCAACAAAUACAACCGUAUAACAUGGUAGGUUUAGAUCAAUAGUACUUUUCUCUCUCUAAUAAUGUGUGGUCUUAAGUUAGGCUUAAGGUGUGACCUGUGGAAACAAAGUUGCUAUGAAGAAACGAGGAUUUUUUGAGCACUUGCGCGCAUUUCUUAACGGUAUCAAAUGCCAAAUGUACUGCAGUCAGUCAAUUUUUUUUUUAUAUAUAUAUAUAUAUAAUUUCGAUAUGACUUGAAACUGUCUCACCAGAUCUGGCAACUUACGCUUUUUAUGGAAAGCAAAUCGCCCGAAGGAGAUAAAAAAACAACAUGUUGACAACAAAUGACCCGACUAAACAAACAACAGAUAGUUUGAAAUCUUCUGGGCUCAACAACAAGCGUUAAGGUUUAAGAGUUUCAGUAGUGGAACACAAACUGUCGACGGUGUCGGAAAUAUAGCAUCCAUUUUGAUUGAUGGAUACAAUAACCUAGGGAAUGUGUGUAUGGGAGGAUAUCUGACACAAUACAGAUGACGAAAUGAUGUCACGUGAGCUCAAGUGAAGUUCUCGAUGAUUUUUGGUGGGUGUAAUUGUAACACUCUAAGAAUUUCUUUGGCCACAGACUUUAUUUACACUGGGGACCAAGAUUUCAAGGUUAUUUUGCAAGUACUUUUUUAACAGUGACCAAAGCAUUACUUACAAAUUAUACCUUCAUAUUAUGUUAUUAUUUAUGUCAACAUAAUGUUGCUUUCAUUUGAAGAAUAGAGUUAAUUACGUUCAGUGAUUUUUAACCUAUUUUGGUUACGCGGCUUAUGCUUAUACUAAACUGUUGAGAAAUCUUUUUGUUUCUUUGUAUAUGUAAACAGUGGCGUCACUCGGGGGCGGGGGGGGGGUCCGGUCCCACCGAUUGAUACCCCCUUUUUUGUUUAUAGUAAGUGUCAUCGUUUUCUAUGAUCAAUCUUUUUGCUCAUGAACCAAAGAGUCUGCGGCUCAGGGAACGAAGCCGAAGAUGGAUCAAUAUUUGAAGUUUUAACAUUCAUAACUAAACGGUACUUUCUAUCAUGUCUCCCCAAGAAUGUGUCACGAGCCUCGCAGUAAGCCUACAAUGACUUCUCCCGUUAUGGGUAUUUGUGGCUUCAUGUCAGGGGGAGCUUUUCAACAAUGAAACGUAUAAAAGAGCUCCUUGCGAUCAUAUCUGAAAAAAAGUCCAGGGACCUCAAUUUUACAUGUUUAUACGUGUGCCUUUUAUUGCUAAAGGACUAAAUGGACACCACCUUAAACAUUAAACGAUUCUGCAUGAUCUGGUUGUGGAUUACACGCUGCAGGUCGGGGGGGGGUGGCUAUUCCAAUUUUAUGGGGGGGGGAUGAGUUUACGGCACCGGGUGACACCAACCCUGGUGACGCCUCUGGGCUGCAGCCUGUUUAUUAAAUAGCAGUCGUCUUUAUCUUCAGGUGUAAAAUCGUAUCACGUGAUGUUUGUUUCUUAAUCUGGAAAUGGAGUCUGAACCACGGAAACUUUGAACUUAAAUUGAUGUGAAAACUCUACAUGCCAUACGGACGUGUAUUAUUUGUUUGGAAUGUAAACAUGGAACGGAAGUGGAUCAGGUUUUUCGGAACCUGGAGAGGAAAAUGGUGCUCAUUUUCAGGGAUUCUCUGAUGGGAUUGGUAGGCCUCAAAGUGGACAUUUAUAGAUUUAAAGGGGUAAAAUGAUACUUCGCUGACGUUAAUUUAAGAUCUUUUUAUUCGAUACUCAAAACAACCUAUUUGACUGGGCAUCGGGGGGUUUAGCCCUAAAUGUACCCACAUUUCAGGGACUUACUUAAUGGCAUGAUUGGAACCGUUGGGCUAAGUGUUUAGACCCUUUAAAAAAAAGAAAAAAGAAAAUGAGGAAGCCCAAUGUAAACCGAUCAUGCUCGAAUAAUGCCCAGGAAACAGGAAAUGCCUUGAUUAAGUCUGCGCAUUUAAAGCAGGUCUGGUGUUAGUAGGAGAUGACAGAGUGGGUGGGGCAGAGCGGGAGGUUAAACGGGCUUACGUAAUAGUCUCCCUUUGCUGGUCUCUCGGUGAGCUUAGUUUAGCUCUGGCAGCUGGUCUGUAAUGUUGUCCCCUUCGCUGGUCUCUCUGUGAGCUUAACUUAGCUCUUGCAGCUUCUCUGUAAUAUUGUCUCCCUCGAUGGUCUCUCUGUGAGCUUAGUUUAGCUCUGGCAGCUAGUCUGUAAUAUUGUCUCCCUCGCUGGUCUCUCUGUGAGAUUAGUUUAGCACUGGCAGCUUGUCUGUAAUAUUUUCUCCCUCGCUGGUCUCUCUGUGAGCUUAGUUUAGCUCUUGCAGUCUUUCUGUAAUAUUGUCUCCCUCGCUGGUCUCUGUGUGAGCUUAGUUUAGCUCUUGCAGCCUCUCUAUAAUAUUGUCUCCCUCUCUGGUCUCUCUGUGAGCUUAGUUUAGCUCUUGCAGCCUCUCUGUAAUAUUGUCUCCCUCGCUGGUCUCUCUGUGAGCUUAGUUUAGCUCUUGCAGCCUCUCUGUAAUAUUGUCUCCCUCGCUGGUCUCUCUGUGAGCUUAGUUUAGCUCUUGCAGCCUCUCUGUAAUAUUGUCUCCCUCGCUGGUCUCUCUGUGAGCUUACUUUGGCACUGCUUUCUUUUAUAAAAUAUUUAUAUAUAUAUAUUGAAUGACUUAUAAGGAGCCUCUUUUGGGCUUAACAGUAAAUCAGUGUUUCCCAACUUUUGUAUACUUCGAGCCCCCACGAAUUAUUUGACUAAUCUCGCACACCCUAUAGUCUAUUUUAAAAUAUUUUUUUAAUAUUAUUUUUUUGAAUUUCAAAAAGAGUUGCAUUACAUUUAAUAUUAACUUUUGACUUACAUCGCAUUUAUUAUGUCUUUAACGUUAAACAGAAAUUUUAAAUAACAAAGUUAAGGUGUUGUGUAUCUCCGUUUUGUGACAUCCAGAAUCUUUCUCUACAUUUCGAUGCCAUCUUACAUUUCUUUUUUUUCUCCCCCUUUUAAUUUCGCAACUCCGGCUUAUCGAAAGUAACGCCAAAUUUCACCAGUAGGACAAGACACGCUUAUCUUUUGGCAAAUCUCACAUUCUCCUCCUGACAUCUCUGGCUUCGGUAAACAUAAUAAGAAUCAUCACCCCCUUACUCUCAACCCCAGCAUGGUGGAUAGGUGUCAAGAGCAUGUACGUUAUAUCCAUUUAACUCCUGCACAACUGUGUUGCUGUGAACCAAAUCAAUUAGUUCACUCAGAUAUUUGAGUCAAACUUACGAUUGAAUAUAGUGAUGUGGGCAAUCAGGCUGCCACCAGUGCAUGCCGUGAAUAGGCAAUCACAACAGGUGCUAACCGAAACCUUAUGUGCCCAAAUGUAAUUAAAUAAUUUGUAACACUAUAUCACACAAGUCGAUUGAAAAGGGACGCUACAUAACAACCCCAGAAGGUCAUUGAAUAGUUUACUUCAGUCGGCUACUUCCCUUUAAAGCGUCUUCAAGUGCAUUAUAUUCUCCAAAACUGACUCGGAGCGGAAAGUGUUUGUGAACGCAAAAUCUUGCUGUAGCGCACCUUCCAUAUGAUGAGGUCUCCAUUUCAGUCUAAAAACACUGCAGCACAUUGUCAAUCCUAAGUGAUACCAAACUAAUGCAUGUUAACAAAGCAAAUGUCAAAGUGUCACUUAUUCCUUUCUCUCAUAUUUUAAAACACUGAGUUGCAGUUCAGAGGUUUGUUUCAAAACAAAAAAAACAUCUUAUUUUAAUGGGUUCGAUAACAAUAUAAACAACAGGACUGAAUUCCUCUGAACUGCAGAUAUGACAAUCUUGCUCUAAACAACAAAAAAAGAUUCUAAAAAUAAUAAUACAUAGAACUUGUGAAAUCUGAUCGUCUCUAAAUUCAGAUUUAAAUAUUCAGUGUCAAUAUGAUUUUAACGUCAGAUUAUUUGAUAUAUUGCGCCCAAAAAAAGUAGUCUUUAUAUUGAGAGAGUCAGACAUCCGCUCUGUUCUGAAGUAUUCAUAUAUUAACUUACCGCUUUUUAAAACUGUAGUUACAUUCACAUUUUUUCAAAAAAUAUUUAUUUAUUCGUAUUUUAUUCUAAACACCCACCUCUCCUUUGCUUUCCAAAUUUAAAUAAGUGACACAUUGGUCAUCUUGACCUGCGCAUGUCAGGAUGCUCUGAUCUCCAUUUGUAACACGUAUUUUUUGCUCUCCGCUUAGUGAUGAUAAUGUAUUCUGUUUAAAAAGCUGAACAUUUGGAGAGCGUGGUAAACUGGAGGAUUAGCCGAAGACAUGAUAAACGCUGGCUCCACGCAAUAGAUCCAUGCACAAAAACACAACAGAGAGGUGGCUUGUUAGGCUUUCCUUGUCCGUUCCGGGAUAGCUUGGCCGGAACGUCGCGACUUUUCGUCUUAACUGUUCCUCCGCUGCUCCGGUGUGAGACUGUCUGCGGGCAAACUGUAUGCGACUCACUGCGGACUUCGGUGUGAGACUCACUGCGGGUGAACUGUGUGAGACUGUCUGCUGUAAACUGAGUGAAUGGGUUGUUGGUCAGAGGAAGGAUGGGGCAAACUGAGUGAAUGGGUUGUUGGUCAGAGGAAGGAUGGGGCAAACUGUGUGAAUGGGUUGUUGGUCAGAGGAAGGAGGAAGACAAGCGUAAAUGUUUAGAUACUGUGUCAUAUUAAGUUUCAAAUGCAAAUCAUCAAUGUGACAUUGAAGUCAAUGCAUUUGACAAGCCCGAUGGCAAACAUUAGAUUGGACGCCCGUCCAAUCACUCUGUCAUAUCUUAUAUGUUGAUCACGUGCUAACACUCCAGCCAGUCAUUCAUUCGUUUGUAUGGAUUAAAAAUGAGUUUUCUCAGUAAGUUUUACUUCCAGGUAUUUCUAAAACCUGGAUUAAGUCAUAGACCAAAAAAUAAAAAUAAACAUUUCCUCUAUUCCUUUAAAAAAAUAGCAACAUUAUUUGCCCUCUACCAUACCUCAGAAUUUCUUUAUCGUAAGAAUUAUACUUAUAUUGACUCUUUUUCGUCAAACUACUCAUCUUAUUAGUAUCCAUGUUACGCAAGGAAACAAUUUAUUAUUUUCCCCCAUUAGGUCCAAUCUAAGUGUUUUCAUAUUAUCAAGGUGAUACUGUCUUAUUAAAUAAAAUAUAAAACAUUCAAGACAGCUAAUAACUCUCACAGAUGUAUAUUUAAUUUUCCAAUUUCUCGUUUUCAAAACUACUCCUGUAUGCAGCAUUUUAGACUGCGACUUGGAAUCAAAUGAUAACUCAUCUUUUUAACAAAAUAGUUUAUUAUGGUAUCCAUCUCACCCCUAUAAUCCUAUUCUAAUCUUACCCCCGCUCCUACAGAUCCCCUCUACACCCUCCCCUUCCUUGUCCAAUCACUCCCGCUGUCCUCCCUCGUCUUCCUGACAAGAUCUGGAUUGUGUAAUUAAUUAAUGACAAACCUGUCAAGUGCUAAUCAAAAAACCUUCACACGUCAAAUUUCUGGACGUCAAAAAAGAAUGUGUGGCGUCCAAGAUAAGUCCCAGUGGACCCCCCAAUACAGAAGACAUUAAUAUGAAAUCUGUCACAUAAAAUUAGACUUGUCAGUGGUGAAAUGUUCGGCGCAUAAAAUGAAAAUAUAGGCAAGAUGGGGAAACGGUAAGAAAGUUAAAUAUGAUGUCUUUCCAGACUCAUGGUUGCUGACUACGGCAUGAUUAUUCCAUUAAUUGAUUUGUCUGGUGGUAUUCAAGCUGAACCGAAAAUUUCACAAGUAUCUGAUACAUUUGUGUAUGAGUCUGUAACCAAUAGUAAUUCAGAAAUGCAAAAUAUGCGAUGUAGUUUUUCUUGCAGACUUCAUUACCUAAAUAUUGCUGUGAAUAAAAUCUUAAGAUAAUUCUUCCCCUGGCUUUAAAUUACUUAACGCAUGUUUCACUUUGCACAUAUCAUACCUUGCAUUAACAGUUAGUAGGAACCUCUCUCUCCAAUGACAAGCCAGAACAUGACUUUAAGUGGGAACUUCUCUCUCCAAUGACAAGCCAGAACAUGACUUUAAGUGGGAACUUCUCUCUCCAAUGACAAGCCAGAACAUGACUUUAAGUGGGAACUUCUCUCUCCAAUGACAAGCCAGAACAUGACUUUAAGUGGGAACCUCUCUCUCCAAUGACAAGCCAGAACAUGACUUUAAGUGGGAACCUCUCUCUCCAAUGACAAGCCAGAACAAGAAUUCAAGUGGGAAUCUCUCUCUCCAAUAGCAAGCCAGAACAAGACUUUAAUUGGGAACCUCUCUCUAAUAACAAGCCAGAACAAGACUUUCGACAUGUUCGAUCUCACACGAAGCUCCCAUUAGCUCAAUGCUGACUUCACCGCUGGUGAUGAUGUCUGUAACUAUAGCGUCGUGAAGACACGGCGUCGAUGCCACGUCCAAACACCGGCUCAUUUAGAACUGGCUGUGGAUUUUGAUCAGUAAAUAAUGAUGAUGAUUUUAGACGAGCGGCAUCAGUUGCUAGCUUAGAAGUGCAGCAUUGAUACCAAGCGGGGAACCGAUCCUUUGACAACAUUGAUACCAAGCGGGGAACCGAUCCUUUGACAACCAUGAUACCAAGCGGGAAACCGAUCCUUUGACAACAUUGAUACCAAGCGGGGAACCGAUCCUUUGACAGCAUUGAUACCAAGCGGGGAACCGAUCCUUUGACAGCAUUGAUACCAAGCGGGGAACCGAUCCUUUGACAAGACGAUAUCCUACCCAGGAUGUGUGGGGCAACCAUGCACCCCGAAAGGUUACCUGAAAGAUUUCUGCAGUGACGAAAGAUUAAUUGGGUAUAGGGCUCGUCAAGAGGAUUGGAACGAUUGACAACCUAGAGCAAGUUGUGUUUUUCGUUGUCAAGCAAUGGGGUAUGUCAUUAGGUGUGUAGUAGUAUGGAGCAGUUCGCUUCGGGGUGCUGUGACAUGGAACACUAUGUUUGGUGUGUUGUAACAAAGAAUAAUUCGUUUAAUCAUGAAGUAGCAAGGAGCCCUUUGUUUUCGUGUAUGGAAGAUUGCAAUUUUUAAAUCGUUAGCAGACUGGAUUUUUAUCCACAUUAAGGCCUGGCAUAACAGUGCAAGUGUUACCCACUGAAGCCAGUUUCAGAACCUUUGUUCCUCAGAAUACCAGUUUAUUUUUCCAGCAUAUAAGUGAAACGUUGCCUGAUAUCCACGAUUGUCAAUUGGCAAAACUGUUGUUAUUAAUAGCAUGCAAUUACCCCGUUGGUAUAAUGAUAAUGAUGCCUAAAAUCAACGCUGCUCGGUAACGCCUGCUGACUGUCUGCGUCAUUUCGUGAUAACAAGCUGCUCUUGCCUGUGUAGAUCUGUCUGUUGAGUUUGUGUGCUAAGUGGGUUGUAAAAAUUAUUUGUUGAAAGUUAAUGACAUCAACUAAUGCAUUAUACUUCGUUUCUGUGGUUCGAAUGUGCCUCAGUUAGUUUGCAAAUCUCGACUCAAAAUAUUUGUUCGUUGCACUUUGGCAUGAAUGGGCCCCAAACCCGAGCUAAUGGCAGCACACCUCCAUACCGAAUGCAGUGGCCACGUCUAAGCUUUGUCGGCGCCCCUCCUGACCCCUGGCAUGGCAUUCCACCAAAACAGAUAAUCUUUCCCCCAACGACACUUUUCCAUACGUCCUGCCCACCUCUCCCUCGAAAUGGGAACCUCCCUUACCCAACUUUUUGCUACCCUCCCAAAAGAUUAUUCCAGCCAUCUCUCCAUCGUUAAGUAGAAUGCUUACAUAUAGAAACAUCAGAUGUAAGACACAGUGUAGUGUAACAACCUAGCUGAGAAAUAAUCUGGUCUUUAUGUAGCUUCUGUAACAUAAUUUUUCUCUAAAGAAAUUCUGGUUUCUUAGUUCUACUGUCAACAUGACCUCGUGCAGUUGAAUCCACCCUAAUCCACCGGGGCCGCCCUCGAGCAUGUUACCAUAAUGCCAGCACCUCACCCCUCCCAAGCUAGCGCACGUUAUUUAGAGCAUUUUUUGGUUUCAAAUUUAGCAACUUUUAAAACUCGUUAAAUAAAUAUUUAUAGCAGCUGUUUUUGGUUUUUUUUAACGAGUCUCGAAAAAGAGAUGUUCUUUGACAUCUUUCACCCCGUUGUGACUUAAUGUUGUAGCUCCCCAGAAAAGAAGAAUGCCAUGAGUUAUGCCACAUAUCAACCAAGGGCCAUAAAGUUAAUCCUGCCAAAUUAUCUGCCCUCUGUAGUAGUUGUCUGGGGUUGUUUUUAUGUGGGGAAGGUAUCGACUCCGGCUUCACGUUUCGACUUUAUUUUCAGAGUUCUCUCUUUUUAUUGAUAAUUACGGUAAUGUUAUCUUCAAUAACAUCCAUGAAAAAUGUCACGAUAAGGUAAUGUGUUUCUGAGAUAAUAACUGUAGAUUCUCUAUAUCCCGACGUCCAGUUAUCCGGACUCGUAUUAUGUUAUAUAAAGGUCUUCACGAAGUUCAAACCCCUCAGAUAUUGCUAUAUAUUGCUAAUUAUUAUAAUUGAUCAAUUUCGUUGGGUCGUUGCAUGGAGAAAAUUAAAACUUUACAGCACUCUUCGUUACUACGCCCUUCCAGGCAUAUUUUACACCCUGUAUUAAAUUCAUAUUCAUUUCAUUCAGAGUAUCGAUUCCUAUUUAAGGUUGUUCAGGUAUCGCAAGUAACAUUUGUUUUAUGUAGGCUGCAGGUCAAGGGAGACAAAUCUUCGUCUUUACGACACCGGACAUGCAACAUGCAUUCUGGGCAGACAGGGAAAGGUACCCAUGUCUCCACUUGUCUUACAUUACAAUUUUUACCUGUGCAAACAAAGAUUCAUUACUGUUAGACUCUUAACAAUCUAUUUACCUAAAAUGAAGAUACGCCACAGCAUUGUUUAGUACUGUAGCUCUUCUCACUUCGUGCAACUUUGUGUUUGGAAACCAACUCGUUGACUUUGAAAUGGCCAUGGUCACCACUUUACACAUCGAUGCUGGUAACCUCAAUCGUGUUUUGUUUCAAAAAGUAUAUACAUAAAGAUAAACAAAUUUAACUUAAGAAUAAUUAGUUGAAAUAAUCGCUUAUGUAAAGUGUGUUGAGCACUAUUUGAAAUUUCAAUAUAAAAUUAAGCGGUGUUCACCCACAGGAAAAUGAAACUGAAAAUAUGCUAUCUAAGACACACCCCCCCCCAUAACGCAAAGGCUGGAACGAUCAUAAAACGGCCUGGUAUUUAGAAUAAAUAAGGAUUGAAAUAAUCGCUUAUGUAAAGUGUGUUGAGCACUAUUUGAAAUUUCAAUAUAAAAUUAAGCGGUGUUCACCCACAGGAAAAUGAAACUGAAAAUAUGCUAUCUAAGACACACCCCCCCCCCCAUAACGCAAAGGCUGGAACGAUCAUAAAACGGCCUGGUAUUUAGAAUAAAUAAGGAUGUUAGAUGAAAGGACACCGGAGUCUUGGUAGCUAAGACUAAAUAAGUUUGAGAGCCUCUGGGCAAAGAGAUCACAUCCUGAUGUCUCGUGUCCCAGCUGUUUGACAAUGCGCACAUUAGGAAGUGUGAUCAUGUUAGGGUAUAGUUGAUUGUUUACGUCACGUGACCCGUGAGUUAGGUGAAUGGUGAGGCCCAAGGAAACAUGAAACUACUCUUUGCAAGGAACACGGAAAGGGAUUAUCUUGUCCACGGUGAGGUCAUCCUGUGGAGGUGAACCUCUGGAGAUGUCCAACAUAUGGCCCCAGCAUCCACGAGUCCACUCACAUGGCUUCAUAGAGGCAAACUGCGUUGGCCUGAGAAGUGGCUAUGUGAUUGCUGCAUGGUAGGGGGGGGGGGGGGGGGGGAGGCUUGUCCUUUGAACAAAACAAUGCGAUUUGUUAAUAGAGUUGUGUCAGUAAAGACCCAGUUGUACCCAAUAAUAAUAAUAACAAAUACAAUAAUACUAAUCAUAAAUAAUAAUAAAUGAUAAUUGAUAAUAAAUACUACCUAUAAUAACAUGAUUAAGUUAUUGUUAUGAUAGUAAAGGGACGUAAACAUGUAAUAUAAUGAUGGAGGAAAAAAAAAGGCUACUACGAUUUAUUUUGAACAAGUUUCUUUGAUUUUGAUUCUAGUCAAUAAAUUAUACUAAGAAAAUAGCGGGGUUCAAUUUGAUGGUCAUUGUGAACUUUUUAACUUUUCAUUUUCCUGGCUGUCUAUGUCCUGUCCAUUACGUACUUCCUUUUGACUAUAUAUUGUCCUUCAUAUCUUUGAAUGGCCCACUAUUCACUGUUUGACAGCUUGACUGGCCCUUUCUUCACUGUUUGACAGCUUGACUGGUCAAAUCUUUGCUCUGGGAGUUAGCCUGGCCCUUUCUUCACUCUGAUAGUUUAACUGGCCCUUUCUUCACUGUUUGACAGCUUGACUGGCCCAAUCUUUGCUCUGGGAGUUAGCCUGGCCCUUUCUUCACUCUGAUAGUUUAACUGGCCCUUUCUUCACUGUUUGACAGCUUGACUGGCCCAAUCUUUGCUCUGGGAGUUUGACAGGCUCUUUCUUCACUCUGAUAUUUUAUACUGACCCAAUCGUCACUAUUACAGUUUGACUGGCUCUUUCGCGGCUCUGACUGUUUGACUGACUCUUUUGUGGCUCUGACAGUUUGACUGGCUCUGUGUUUAGCCUCAGUCCCCGAAACGAUGACUACAGCAUGAGUUUUCGAAACAUUUAUACUAUAAGUUUUGUGUUGGCACUUGAGUCACUAUGGUCUCAUAGGGGUUACUGCAUUCUAUGGUGUCAUGAGGGUUACUGCACUGUAUAGGGUUAUGAGGGUUACUUCAUUCUGUAGUGUCAUGUGGGUUACUGCAUUCUGUGGUGUCAUGUGGUUUACUACAUUCUGUGGUGGCAUGUGGGUUACUGCAUUCUGUGGUGUGAUGUGGGUUACUGCAUUCUGGGGUGUCACGUGGGUUACUGCAUUCUAUGGUAUCAAGUGGGUUACUGCAUUUUGUGGUGUCAUGUGGGUUACUGCAUUCUGUGGUGUCAUGAGAGUUACUGCAUUCUAUGGUGUCAUGUGGGUUACUGCAUUCUAUGGUGUCAUGUGGGUUACUGCAUUAUAUGGUGUAAGUGGGUUAGGGCAUUAUAUGGUGUAAUGUGGGUUACUGCAUUCUAUUGUGUCAUGAGAGUUUCUGUAUUCUGUGGUGUCAUGAAAGUUUCUGUAUUCUGUGGUGUCAUGAGAGUUACUGCAUUCUAUGGUGUCGUGAGAGUUUCUGUAUUCUGUGGUGUCAUGAGAGUUUCUGUUUUCUGUGGUGUCAUAAAGGUUACUGCAUUCUAUGGUGUCAUGAGGAUAAUAAUUGCAUUGUUUUCUUUUUCAUAAUUAUUUCAACACCAACUAACCCCCCCCCCAACCCAGGACAUUAAAAGUCUAAUGCAACGUUCUACUAUAUAUAUAUAUUAAUAUUUGCUUGUCAUAUAUGAAAGGACACCGCUACGUUAACACUCAGGCUGUUUUAGAUGGAGAUAGAAGGCGUAUUUAUUGAAAAUGUUCACCCAUCUUAUGGUAUCAGUGAAUGCACAGCCUAUCAAGAAGUCUAAUUACUAUUGUUUUCUUUCAGCCAUGGACUCUAAUAUAACACUAUGGCAGUUCCUCCUGGAGCUGCUUCUCAACAACCAGCACCAGAACAUCAUCCACUGGACCAGCCAGGAGGGCGAGUUCAAGCUGGUCAAUGCCGAAGAGGUCGCACGUCUGUGGGGGCUCCGUAAAAACAAACAGAACAUGAACUACGACAAGCUGAGCCGAGCUCUGCGCUACUACUACGACAAGAACAUCAUCAAGAAGUCUCUGGGACAGAAGUUUGUCUACAAGUUUGUCUCCUUCCCGGAGAUUGUCAAGACAGAGACCAAAGUGCCUUUCAAGGUAAGUUCACAUAGCACAUACAAACUCAAGCAAAUCAAAAUAUACAUACUUAAUACAGUCAUAUAACUGAUAGGAUGACAUACAUUUUAAGGAUCUAUUCUAUGUAUGUAAACCAAUGAGCUAAAUGCUGUGUUUAAAACAGAGCUCGUUAAAACUGCCCGGUACACAAGUACCAAAAACGUAAAUUGAGUCAUUUGUUCAUAAAAUGCCAACAUUACAAUUAGUUUUAAUCAUUUCUGGACAGUUUCGACUUUAAUUGCUUCUCUUAAACGGAAAUAAAAAUACAACAAUUUUUUUUUUUUUUUUUGUGGGGGGGAGGGAAAAAGAAACGUGUGUAAUAAUGACUUGUGUGAGUGGAGCAUCGAGGCAGUUGGCAUAUAUGAAGGUCCCGUCACCCCAGUUUCACUUAAAAAAGAUAUGAAAUAUACUCGUAUGUCAAAAUGUACUAAAAAAAGUGGUACUUUGAUGUUGUUUUUGAAUAAGUAUUUACUACCAGUAGACAGAGUAUUCUAUUUUAAAUGAUAUGGUGAUAAUUGUCAAGAUGAGCAUCUGUUUCCGUAAGAUAACAUUACCAGAUUAUGCUGAAUUGCACAAAGACAUAGUCCCUCUCCUCCUCCCCCCCCCCCUUAUUUUUUUUCAAAAUAUGUAUACAAAUUCGCUAAAAAAUAAAUUAUUUAAUAUAUAUAUAUGUAUAAGUUGUGAACACAAUUUCAAAAAUUAAUGAAAUAGUAUCAAUUAAAGACAUAGUCCCUCUCCCCCCCCCCCCCCCCCUUAUUUUUUUUCAAAAUAUGUAUACAAAUUCGCUAAAAAAUAAAUUAUUUAAUAUAUAUAUAUGUAUAAGUUGUGAACACAAUUUCAAAAAUUAAUGAAAUAGUAUCAAUUGGAAUCACUUAAAUAUUAAUGUCUCUGAAAUAAAGAAAUAGCUUUCCUCAAUCCACGUGUUCUGCAUUUCUUCCUAGUUUAAAAAAAAAAAAAGAAAAGUACAAAAAAUCCCGUCAGAUAUCCAUCUCUUCCAUUUGGUCCAGGUUUUUUUGGUAUGGUCUCCAUAGAUUUGCCCCUCCUCUCUUCCUAUGUAAACCCACCCCAUUUUUGUUUGUACACAAAGGUCCGUGACAAUCUCCUGAGAAGAACUCAAUCUCUCCGUGCCGAGCGCAAUGUCAGGAAUGUAAGAGCCAGAGCUCGGGCCAGGCUUCCAAUGUCAUGCCAGCUGACCUCAUUUCGUGCACAAAGGACCAGGAACGGAAGAGUUCUGACAAAAUUAUGAUUAUAACUUUCUUAUAAAUAUAAAUAUAUAUUAACUUUCCUGAUUUUUAAAGAAAAAAAAAAAUGUAGUCUUAAAAUGUCCCGUUGCUAAGCGUGUCUUUUUGUUUUCUUUGACUCUGAAACGCUGUGCACCCAAGUGGAGAAGCUCCACUCACCUCCCAUAGAGUUCUACUUAUAAACCAAAUCGACAACUUUGUGAUCUCAUGUCGCAUCACUAUGAGGUAGUCACAACACUUAUAGUAAAUACUUGGACUCUAUAAAGUCUGCUGAAUUUAUCCUUAUCUUCAAAGCAGCUCUCUUUAAUAGCGAUUAAUGGUGUAUUCGUUUCAACAUGCUUAUAUACAGAAAAUACAUUUUGAAAUGUUAACACGACAAUGUUCUUAAUACAAGAAACAACUGGUCUCAUUUUAAAUCGCGGUAUAUUUUUUAUUUUAUUUUUUGUGUGUGGUCCUGUAGCAAGCUCGAAAACAAGUGCGUCACGACAAACUUCUUUCCUCCAUAUAAUUCCUCCAAAUCCAUCGUGUGAGGAAUGCUCUUUCACUCCACUCCAGGUCUUAGUGGCCAAUAAACGCCUCAUUCAACACACUCUGGUAGGGUAUGGUGUGUUCAUGUGUUGCCAGAUAGCGUAUGUCGUGUUCCUUUUAGGUUGAUACGGUCUUCUUCAGUUGAAAAAAAUAAUUUUGUGUUAACCCCUUAUUGGUUGUAGAGGCCCACAUUUUUUACUGUUACAUUGAAACGUUCCCAUCUGUGGUCUGGCAGGUUUACACAGCUGAGAUUCGGUGCAUGGCUCAGAUUUUUAAGGAACCUGGUUUUUUUAUAUUAAAAUUUGGUGGACAUUCGCUGUAAAUUUUGCCACAUUAAUGUGGUACACUUCAGGAAUCGAGAGUAGAAACAAAGAUGUUGGCCACCCUGCAUCAAUUGAAUGAUAUGGGUAUGCUAUCAACUCCAUGACUUAUGUCAUGUUCUGCUGAAUUUGUUGUCAUCAUAUGACUUUUUUUUUUUACAUUUUCAGGUAAAGAUGGAGUCUCUGGCCCACGAAUACGGUCAGAGGGUCCUACCCCACUUUGCCUCCUACAACCCUCACCAGAUCAAAGCAAGCCAAGAUGCAGCACUCAAGUUUUCCAUGCAGAAACAGCAGCCUAAUCAGCCCCAGCCAAAUCAACUGGUACACCACAACGACGACGACAGCGAUGACAGAAAUCAAAUGUCUAAACACAGACCACUCGACCUGGAAAAGAGGUCGCCUGACCGAUACAUUCAACGAGAGAGGGAACAGCGAGAGAAGGAAAGGGAGAAGGAAAGAGAGAGGGAAAGGGAAAUGAGAGAGAAUCUUGAUCCUCAUCGUAUUUCGUCACACCCCACCAACCACCCUCAUCCGCUGAUAGCGCCUCCACCCUCCCACCACCUCCAACACCACCACGUCCACAUCCAUCACACACACCCCCAUCACCCCCACCACGCCCAUCAUCACAGAUCAGACGACGACGACCGCAGCCGCCUCCGAAGUGCCUGGCAGCCUUUAUACCUGAGCCCGGAGCCGUCUCACCCUUACAGGGACCGGGAGCCCCUCAACGCCCCGCCUCGCACGGCCAGCAGUGGCAGCACCAGCAGCAGCGCCAGCAGCCAUCACAACCACAACAUGUACAGCAGCGGUUCGAAUCCAGAAAUACGAGUGUGCAGCCCGAGAGGUCGCAGUGCCAGUCCUGUCAUCAGUCACGGGAGAAGGGAUUACUCUCCCCACCGAAACAACCCGUCUCCGCCCAUGACGGCCAUGAACUUGGUCAAGACAUCGUCCUCCUCAUCCUUAACGCCUCCCUCAUCUAACACGUCGUCCUCCAGGAGCCCCUCAUCCUCCCCGAUGCCUCUAACUUACAGCAGCAGUCAUCUAGCCGGCUCCUCCUCCAGACCCGCCAUCACGGCCUCCUCAAUGGUCUCUGCCCCAUCCAAACCCAAACCUAGCCCCAUAAGCCUCGGGAUUCCGUCCCUGGGUUCCGGUCAGAUUGGUAGUGCUCCGUUAACCCCUGUCUCAACACAGAUGUCCAUACUGUCACCGACAGCCAAGCACCCCAUGUCCGCCUUCCACGGCAUCCCAACCCCAUUGUUUCUCUCCAGCCCCAUGCACCCGGUCCAUUUUUGGACCUCUCUAAGCCCCGUCACCACCCUCAGCCCGAGACUCAACUCCUCGGGUUCCGCCUUCCAAUUCCCAAGUUUCUUCAAUGGACCGCUGGCGUUCUCACCGCUGGUUGGAAGCUUCACCGCCUCGUCGUCUUCUGGCGUUGACAACCUGGGCACGCCUGGACUGGUGUCCACCCCGACAAGGACGAUCCCUGUCCUCUGACAAUGAAUCAAACGGACAUUGCAGCUGGUCAGUCAGAGCUUGGGGGGCCUCCUAACCACGUGAUUUGACUUCUCAUGGGUACUUUGCUGCAAGCUGGCAUCUAGUAACUCUCUGGAACUUGGACACUUAUGACCAGGUCACAUGGUGUGAGGCCCCUAUGAUGGCCAGUACACCAUGUGACCAGCACCAGCCGCUGAAACUGUUAUUGGUUUUCGUCUGCUAAUCAAAAUUCAACGCUGCACACUCACUUCUGUGUGCUAGAAUGGUCUGUCUGAUUAUGUGUGUACUAAUGGCGACAUUAAACAGAAUUCUAUCACCCACCGACACACAUAUAUUUAUCUGGGUCUCUCAUAAGAGCUCCAUGAACGUGUACAGGUGUACAAGUACAAGGAUUAUUAUUAUAUAUAUAUAUAUAUAUAUAUAUAUAUAUAUAUAUAAACAAGAGUGUUGCGAUAGGAUUUCUCAAAAGUUUCAAGCUUGGACAUGACCUUGACCCACAAAGAAACUUGCCUUCAUGGGAACUGUGUUGACAUCACGAGGUUUCUGUUCAAGUUCAAGUGAGAUGCUCUCAAUAUUGGUCCUAGGGAAUGAGCCCAACAGGACCACUGACACUCAUCCUUACUAUCGCAUUAGCUUUGUCGAAUGUGAGGGUCUCCCAUGUUCAUGUCUGUUACUUACUUUUAUUAUGAAUGCUAUCCUAUGACCAACACGACUGUAAUAUGACCUGUAAGAGCUCUUACACAGGGUUUAGUUUUUAUUCUAAAGAAGAAAAGAAAAAGGUAAGUAAGAACUUGAGCCGUGCGAGCUGGCUGACAACACACGGCAUGGAAAGUCUGGUUAUUGAGACAACACGGUAGACAGGGGGGAGAACAAACAUGUCGACGUGGCUAAAUCCUCUGGGGAAAGGCGGGACUGACAUGGCUAACAGAAAUAACAUUGGGAUGUUUCACGACUGUCCCGAUCAUUGGAGGGGCGGGGCUUUCCUCAAUAAAUAAAGGACUCGAUUUCAACAUUGCCUUGUAGGUGCUACGGGUAUAUAUAGACGUACUACAACAAAGUACAUUGAAAUAUGUAUUGCUGAUCAAUGUUAAUGUUGUCAAGUGUUGGAAUCAUGACUUAUUUGAAACGUUCUGUGCUACUUUUAGUAGACGUUGGAGCGCAUCAAGGCAUUGGUGUGUCCGACUGUAAACGAUUCUAAAGAUGGGUUACAGAAUUAUGACGAAAGAACUUCUGUUCUUGAACUAACACGUGUAGGACUAAAAUCCAAAGAUGGCAACCACGCGGCCUCAGAAGUCUCCUACUAGCCGUCUGACCAUCGCAGUCUGCCAUUUACCGGGGUUCACUAAAGUGGUCGUUAAAAGAGUCAUUACAGCAGGAGACUCGGGCGCGUGUCAUAGAAAUAAAUGGCUGGCUGGCUGCCAACACUAGCAUCUAACUAAUGUACAACAAUUAUGCCAGGAAAACGUAACCUUAGUUAUGAUUGCCUUAACUAUCCCCCCCCUCCUCC